Populus trichocarpa (black cottonwood) is the source of this 1131-nucleotide messenger RNA. RefSeq names its product ascorbate transporter, chloroplastic-like. NCBI's taxonomy places the organism in Eukaryota, Viridiplantae, Streptophyta, Magnoliopsida, Malpighiales, Salicaceae. The record is from RefSeq and is a predicted model, not a curated record. Bases 274 to 756 code for a protein of 160 amino acids. The transcript is spliced from 6 exons.
AGGAUGAUAUGCCACGUGUCAUUCUCUCGGUCCUCCUUUCUGUGCAUAUAAACACCUCUCAGAUUUUUUCCCGCUUUCUGAAAAUGAAAAAAUCGUCGAGAAAAACUCUCACUCUGUUUAUCCUCUCCGGACUAAAAGACCGGGGCUUGAUAAGCAGAGUGACUAUAAAUACAGUGUUAAAUUUUUAAAAUCCAACCUUCAUUCUUUGUGAUCUCAAAUGCUGUAGUUCUCUGAUAGCCCCGGUCAAUUAGUCAGUUAGCGGUAUUUGAAGGAAUGGCUAUCGGUGGCUUGAUUUCGAACCGGAAUUUCGGUUCUCUUAUAGGCUCAGGCCUAUUAUGUGUCUUGCCAUGGUUGACCAUGGCUGUUUUUGCAAAUGUAGGAGGCUGGAUUGCUGACACACUUGUGAGCAGAGGUCUGUCUAUAACAGCAGUUCGGAAGAUCAUGCAAUCAAUUGGGUUCUUAGGUCCAGCCUUCUUCCUUACACAACUCAGCCACGUCAGGACUCCUGCUAUGGCUGUACUCUGCAUGGCAUGCAGUCAGGGAUCGGAUGCAUUCUCACAGUCUGGUCUCUAUUCAAAUCACCAAGAUAUUGGCCCCCGUUAUGCUGGAGUUCUAUUAGGACUCUCAAAUACUGCAGGAGUGCUUGCAGGUGUCUUUGGUACUGCCGCAACUGGAUACAUACUCCAAAGGGGUUCUUGGGCUGAUGUGUUCUACAUUGUUAUUGAUUUUAGUUGGGCUUAUAUUAAGAAAAAAUAAAACGGAAGGGGUUUAAAUAGUGUCAAAUAGUGAAAUGGUGAUCUUGUCUCACCAAAAACAUUUCGCCUUAUUAUUAGAGAUAAUAGAGUAUUGUCAUAUUUUUUACACAUUAAAAUUACUUCCUCAUGACAAAAAAAAAUAUUGAACUAGUGUCUAGAGUCUAUGGACACUAUUUAGUUUUUUUUUUUUUUUUAAAAGCAUAGUAAAGCAAUUAGAUUGCUCUUAAUUAAAAUAUAAAAAAAACUUUAAUAUGUGUUAAAUGAGUUUUUUCAUCUUUUUAUCCUGAUUUUUUUUUUUGUUACUGUGAAGUUGAAUGAGAGGUAUUUUUGUAAUUGAAUAAAUGUAAAUAUUAUUUGAAAAAAUGGUUGUUGAUGU